Molecule: messenger RNA, 4213 nt
Organism: Saccostrea cuccullata (small rock oyster)
Lineage: Eukaryota; Metazoa; Mollusca; Bivalvia; Ostreida; Ostreidae
Exons: 30
Coding region: 367-2859 (830 amino acids)
Source: RefSeq, a predicted model, not a curated record
UUAAAAUAGGAAUAUAGUCCUCGCUUUCGCAUAGAAUUCAGGAGGCUAUUUCACUAUUAGUUUAAACACUUCACAGACUUUCCCUGUUUUUACCAACAUUGACCAAUUCCGUACAUUUCCCGUGGCAUUUAACCAAACACCGUCUUUAUAUUUUCUUGUUGGCAAGCAAUCGGUGUUUUGAAGCAACGCUAGAUUGUGUGCGGUGAAAAGGGAUUUGAUACUUUUUUUAAAUGUGGAAUUAACUUUCUUUCUACUUUGGUGGUUACAAUCGGAAAAAAAUUGGGAUUUAAUUUUCUGGGUGCUUAUUUAUUCAUAGCAGCUUUAAUCUUAAAUUUGAAGUGAAGGAAUACACACAUAGUGACGAAAAUGGCAUUCGUUUUAGCCCCAGAACCGAGACCACGUGAUUUAAAAACCACCAAUAAUACUUCGGAGGAUAAUCCCUUGUAUCAGGACUUCCGGUUCAAAGGUUAUCCAUCUGAGAGUUUUUUCAACCCUCACAAUCCACAAUAUAAGAGGAAUUCGGCUGCUAUGAAUGGAUCUGAUGUGAAUAGAUAUUUUGGAAAAUCACAACAUUUUGAUUCAGAACCGGGCUUAACACGAGCCAAAACCGAUCGACCCUCGGCAAGACCACGUGCAUCCCCGCCUCCUAGGGCAAAUUCUCAAAUGGAAAAUGCCAGGCCAAAGUUAGACGAAGGUCACAGGAGUCUCCAGUACGGGUCAGGUGACCCACGAAUUGAGGAAUCACAACAGGUGCGACCCGGUCCAAUGAGAGGAUUAGGAUUUGACAACAGAGAAGAGAACGGACGGGAUAGAUUACGAAGAGAAAUGAUGGAUACUGAGCAAGAUCGGCAGAGAAUCAAAUAUCAGGAACAGAUUAGAUUGAGAGAUAGAGAAGAUGAAAGGAAAAGGCAAUACGACGAAAUCCAGGAGCAAAAACGACAGGAUAUGGAAAUGUUAAAAAAUUACAAUCCUUGGGGGAGACCAGGGGGAGGAGCUCCGAUGGCCGAUGCCAGAAAGCAGAAAUUUACCGAACAUCAACUCGAACCUCCGGAGAAACAUGUAUAUAAAGAUAAAUGGGAGCCUGCCUACCCAGAUUUAGAAAGGAUUGAUUUUAGGAAAGAAAUAGCCCAGGACAGACCUGGUUAUGAUCCAUCAGGACCAAGAGAUCGCACAAGGCUUGAACAGAUGAAACGAGACCCAGCGGCCAAUACGUCUCCAAAGAAUAAUUCUCCCCCCGCCGCACCGAGAAACGGUCAAAACGAACAAGGAGGGAUGGCUCCAGCUCCCCCUACAGGCAUUACUGGAUCUAUAGUUGAUCGUCUUGGAACCCCUGGGGGAGGUGCUCCUCUCAGAACAGAUUCCGGAAAUCACGUGAAAACUCAUAUGAACUCUGCCAAAAUACUCCGCUUUCAGGAUCGCAGCAGACCGGAAGUUGAAAAUGUCUUGCGAUAUGAAAAGGAUCCGCAGGCGAAACAGGAAUACGCUAUGGAUCUAAAUAUCCAACAAAAGCAAGAGAUGCUCCAUAACCAAGAGGAGAAAUUACAUAAUCUCAAACAGGAACUAGAUCACUGUGCUACUUUUCCAUUCGGGAAACCAGGAGGUGGUGCUCCUAAUUUGUCAAAAUCUGGAAAUCACUUGCGAUUAAAAAGGAAAAUUUACAAUACUCUGGACACAAUUGAGCUUAUGAAUGUUCAGGCUAGAGAUUCUUUCCAAGAGAGAAGACAGUUUGAUGAAUUUGAUCCUUGGGGAAAAGGAACUGGGAACCCCCUUAGAAAUUCUGAUGGAUAUCUGAUGAACAUCAGAAAAUCCUUCAGGAGGAAAAAGAAUGGAUACAGUGACUCUUAUGAAAGAGGAGGUAAUCCCCGCACAGAUAGCUAUAGACGUACCCCCGAAACAAACCGUAGCGCCACCAACCCUUUUGAAGAGUACGACAAUCUGGGCAGAAUUGGAAAACCCAAAAAGCCAAACAUGGAGCUGCAUCCCAUCUAUCAUCCUUUCGGAAGAUCCGGGGGAGGGGCACCAGUUAAGGAUUACAGCGGGAAAAUCAGCACAGUAUUACACGGCCACUCAGAUCGGCAUUAUCUGCAUAACAACCUGUCUGAUUACGAGAGAAGACAGAACGCAAUCAAAGCCAAAAUCUACUAUGCAGAAUUAGGUCAACAAAUGGAGAACCAGCAAUACAAGAAGAAAAUGGAAAUGGAGGAAAAGAGAAAGCCGAUCGGAGAAUUGGCUGUUUUAAUUGAUGAUAAAGUUGUAGGCAAACCCAGACGUAACAAGGUUACAGGAUUGUUGGAGAACCAUCACCUUGGUAACUCUGACGUGUCAUUACAGAAAAUGGGAAGCCAGCCAAGAAAUAUCUCAGAACAGAGGCAGUACCAUAACUUCUUGGAUAAUAUGACUGAGGAGAGAUACCGCAGGAAUGCUCUUGGAAAGAUGAAAGAUUACCAGGAAGGCCAAAGGCAUUACGACACCAUGGAUGGCCUCUGGGGUAGACCAGGAGGUGGGGCACCAAAGGGGUACACCAUGAGGAAGAUGAAUCUGGAUGAGAUCAUCCACCAUCCCACAAAAGAUAAAGCCACCGAAGAAUAUGUCAGGAAGCACGAUUGGUCAGAGGUUGAACCAGAAAAGUUCUUUUCAAAAGAUGAUGAUGAAUAUAUAUCGAGCAGAUCUCCCCGACAGAACCCAAUGCUCUCGGCCAGAGAUAUUCAGGAGGGACGUUUAUCCCCGGGUGCCAGGCCUAAGAAAUUUAUAAAGAGUACCGUCACGAGUAGUCACGCCAAUAUGUUCGAUUAUCGAGAAGACUAUCCUCAGAAAGAUUACAAGGUUGGUGCACCUUACGCGACAGGAAUCGAGGGAUAACGGAAGUGACGUAUAAGAAGAACUCUGCACAGGGAAAUUUGAAACUUUGAUAAGAAACUCUUAUAAAGAAACGAUAUUAAACAGGAACAGUGUAGAUCUGAUAUACUUAAAGCUCAACUCUCUGAUUGUGUAUGGAAAUUCAUAUAGUGUUAGGAAAUUGAUAUUCCAAAUAAAAUAAUUAUUCCAAUUCUUAUGCAUUAACCUGCAAAGAUAAAUACACUUUUAGCACGUAUGUUUAUAAAGCUGACAAAAUAUUUAAAAAGUUUAUAUUUUACUCAUAAACAAGCAUCUUCCUUUUGAUGUGAAAGUUUCGUUUCAGGUUUAAGGAAGAUAAUCUUAAAAAUGAAACCUGUAUAAGUAUGAAUUUGUUUGGUGACAGGGGCAUUUGGAAUACAGCUAUAAUAUUAUAUUUGAUUUAGAUACUAUAUAUAGAUGAAUAAUUAAUUGCUUGUAUAUACACUAUAAUUUAUAAACUUCACAAAGAAGUAACGUCUUAUCCAACUCAUUAAAAACGAGUCUUUGAUCCGCUCCGGAAUUGGACAUAUUUUGUAAAUCAAAGAUCUGAUUUUUAAUGAGAUUGGUCAAUUGUAUAUAGAUUUUUGUCUUAUUUAAUUAGAUAUUCUUUCACUUUGAAUGGAAGGUUAAUUCACUGCUGUAUGUAGAACGAGAGGUAUUAAUGUAAAUAGAAUGGGUAUGUUCCAGAGUACAUGUAUAAAAGUACGCGUUUUUAUAGUCUCUCUUACAAAUUUUUGUCACUGUGUGAAAAUUUGUAAAAGCAGGGACUUUUGAUUGUAUAUUUAUUUUUGGGUUUUUCAGUUUUAGUAGGUUUUGUAUGUCCUUUUUAUUGAGUUUUUAUUAAUUUUUUAAAAAGGCUCUAAUCAAGCGAAGCUGUGAUAAAACGUUUUCUGUUUCAAUAUAAGCAUAGUUUUAUGUAUUUUAUAUUUGAAAGAAAACAAUGUUAGAUUUGUUUGAUUUUUAUUUUUUUUAAGUUUGUAUUAAUUCAGAAUCAUUUAGCGCCAUUUUUUUCAUUUCAGAAAUUCAUUAUAAAAAGGUAUUAAAGCUUUAUCGAUUGAAUGUCUUUUGAGAUUAAAAAUUUGUAAAUUCUGUCUAUAACAUUACAUGUUCUCCAGCAUCUGUAUUCCAAAUAUUUUUCUUCAUAUCGUUUAUGUAUUUUUGUGCUUUUUACACGAUUUUAUACUGAACUUGUUUAUGUAUAUGUAUAUCCGUCCAUUCAUAUAAUCAAAGAAAUUAUUUAUUAUAUCAUAGGUUUAUGUCUACAUUGUAUUAUUAAAUGAGGCAAAGGAGCACACUGUUUUCCUGUUAUGUGAACGCCCUAUUAAAUUAUCCAAAUGCA